AUGCGAUUUUUGGUGUUUCUGGAAACUUCGAUUCCUGGAGUUUUGACGCUUUCUCGAGUUUUAGUGACAGCAUAUUUUCAUAUGCAAAAUGUUACUGGACUUUCUCUAGUAGCUUAUAGAUUCACAUCGGUUUUAUUUUUAAGAUCCGAACAGUAUUGGAAUCGUUGGUACUUUUUGGUUCCAAUUUGCGGAGUAGUCUACUCGUUUGCAGUAAUUUCUCCAUGGUGGCUGUUCAAUAACUACACUGGAACAGUGGAAAUUAGAAAUGGAACUAUCUAUAAAAAUGUGAAUGAGAAGGCAAUGUUCACUCAAGCAACAAUAAGUCCAAUCUUCUCAACAUUUUAUUUUCUUAUGAUUUUGCUGAUUGGAGUGUGGACAACUAUGGCAAUAGAGGAUAGAGGAAAGAAAAGUCAAUCGAGUAGACAUCGUCAUUUCGUCAAGAAAUUGACACGAGUUAUCGUUUGUAACAGCAUUCUCAUGUCGGGAAACUUGCUAUUUUUGAUGUGGCAUAUUAUUUUAUUGGGAAUCGUUGGGCUGGUGACGGCUGGAAGUCCUGGAACAAAUGGGGAUAUUAAUCAGCCAGAAAUUCAAAAAGAGUUAUUGGAAGAGGCGAAAGUGUAUCUCUUCAAAUUCGGUUACAUGAUUCCUGAUGCUCACCAACCUGUAAAAUCAGUUCAGGAGCCAACAGCACAACAAGUACACGAUGCCCUUGUGCGCUUCCAAUCUGCCUUCCUAUACUAUUCUUCCGGUACUGUUGAUGUUCCAACACAAGCAAAAAUGAAUGAAUGGAGAUGUGCGAAUAAUGAUAUGGAUAGAGGAUCUCCUAUUCCUCCUGCUUCCAAGAAAGAAUUAUGGACCAAAAAAUCGCUGACUUAUAAAAUUGUGAACACUCCAAAAACACUAUCCGAGGCACGAAUCAGAUCAGCAGCUCACGAGGCCUUUGCGCAAUGGACCAGAGCCAGUGGAUUCAAGUUCGUGGAGAGCACUGGACAAACUCCAGAUAUCACGAUAACGUUCUAUGAUGUUCCACAGAGCAACUUGAGAAUAGCCGGCAGUGCAUCCAAACCUCUGAACAGUCAUAUUAUUCUGGAUAAGAAUCAAGAGUGGGCAUACAAAUCACAAGCGCCAAUGGGAAUUUCUCUCUACCACACACUUCUUCACGAGAUUGGACAUGUUCUCGGUCUUCCGCACACGUUUUAUAGAGGGUCCAUCAUGCACCCAAUUUUCAAGCCAGUCCUUCUCCCAUUCGGUACUUUGGACAUUGUUCCGAACGUUGAUCGUUUGGCUAUUCGUAAAAUAUAUGGACUCUCGUCCAUUGAUCACCCAUCCCCAACAUCCGAUGUUGCUCACUCCAAGUGCCCGAAGCAUGUCGACUCGGUUGUAGCCAUUAACGACCAAGAAUGGCUCCUAUUCCGUGAAAACAAAGUGUACAAACUGGAAAACAGAAAGUUCGUCGACUCUGGCCGUCCGAUCCAACAAGUCUUCCCACGUGGACCUCAAUUCGUGAAUGCUACAGUUUCAUCUGGUCAAUUGACUCUUCUGUUUGUUGAGAGAACGAUCUAUGGAUACGAGUUCGAUGGAAUACAAUUCACAGAGGCUCAAAACUAUCCAAAGGAGCUUCAUGAUCGUGUACUGUUCUAUCCACAAGGGGCGUUCCCAUUAAACAAUGGAAGUGUUAUUCUCUUGUCUGGAAACGUGUUCGCCACCUACAAUGUAAACCAAAACGCUCCAUCAUUCCUAAACGAUAAGAACCGCUACUUCCCUAAUCUUCCAGACGACGUUAGAAGUGGUAUCGAGAAACGUCAAGGAUCCACAGAUGAAUACUACAUGUUUGAUGAGGCUACAGUCUCGGACUACGAUAUGAAUUCGAAGCAGGUCAUCCAGCUGGAGAACAUUCCGGACUUCUUGAAGUGUGUCUAA
Caenorhabditis briggsae is the source of this 1920-nucleotide messenger RNA. It is a transcript of the gene Cbr-srg-54, whose product is annotated as Protein CBR-SRG-54. Gene Ontology annotation, cellular component: membrane; extracellular matrix. The transcript is spliced from 14 exons. The coding region runs from base 1 to 1920 and encodes 639 amino acids. The record is from RefSeq and is a predicted model, not a curated record. Gene Ontology annotation, molecular function: zinc ion binding; metalloendopeptidase activity; transmembrane signaling receptor activity. Gene Ontology annotation, biological process: sensory perception of chemical stimulus; proteolysis; collagen catabolic process. Lineage: Eukaryota; Metazoa; Nematoda; Chromadorea; Rhabditida; Rhabditidae.